Quercus robur (English oak) is the source of this 1316-nucleotide messenger RNA. RefSeq names its product 28 kDa ribonucleoprotein, chloroplastic-like. Lineage: Eukaryota; Viridiplantae; Streptophyta; Magnoliopsida; Fagales; Fagaceae. The transcript has 4 exons. Gene Ontology annotation, cellular component: cytosol. The record is from RefSeq and is a predicted model, not a curated record. The coding region runs from base 158 to 1093 and encodes 311 amino acids. Gene Ontology annotation, molecular function: mRNA binding.
GCAAAUCCUAGGCCGAAUUUUGGACCAUCCUAUUUGUAAAGCUUAAUGUGGCUCAAACAACCUCUUUCCUCUCCUUCCCCACAACCCCUUAUCCUCUCUCUCGCUCUCUCUGUCUCUCUUCUGCAGCCACUCUUCUCUUCUCUUUAAGCCAUUAUCAAUGGCAGAAAGUUGUUUAAUUUCCACACCAACACUCUUCACCACUAAAAACCAAUCCCCAUUUCUCUCACUUCCCUCAAAACCCACCAAGCUCACACACCUCUCAUUCUCAUCCUCACCAUCUUUCCCUUCAUGGGUCUCCCUCAAAAACAAGUCUUUGCCUUUCCAACUAGUCCCACUCGUGGCUCAGACCUCAGACUGGGCUCAACAAGAAGAAGGGGAAGAGAACCAAGUUGAAAAGGGUUUGAGUUGGGAGGGCCAAGGGUUGGAGGAGACAGUGGCUAGUGCUGCUUCUGAUGAAAGUGAGCCUGAAGGUGAAGAAGAAGAAGAGAGUUCUGGAGAGGGGGUUUUGGGUGGGGGUGAAGAAUUUUAUCCAGAGCCAUCUGAAGAGGCCAAACUCUUUGUGGGUAAUUUGUCUUAUGAUGUUGAUAGUGAGAAACUAGCUGAGGUCUUCAAUCAAGCUGGGGUUGUUGAAAUUGCUGAGGUAAUUUACAAUAGGGAGACAGACCAGAGUAGAGGUUUUGGGUUUGUAACUAUGAGUACUGUUGAAGAAGCUGAGAAGGCUGUGGAUAUCUUCCAUCGUUAUGAUUUAAAUGGAAGGCUUUUAACUGUAAACAAGGCUGCUCCUAGAGGGUCACGUUUAGAACGACCUAGAAUGAAUGAUUCUUCAUUCAGAAUCUAUGUUGGUAACCUGCCAUGGCAAGUGGAUGAUGCUCGUCUGGAGCAGGUUUUUAGCGAACAUGGGAAGGUGGUUAAUGCCAGGGUAGUUUAUGACCGGGAAACAGGCCGUUCACGUGGAUUUGGCUUUGUUACAAUGGCUAGUGAGACAGAAUUGAAUGAUGCGAUUGCUGCUCUUGAUGGACAGAGUUUGGAGGGCAGAGCGAUCAGAGUAAACGUUGCUGAAGAACGACCAAGGCGUGGCGCAUUUUCUUUUUAAGAGAAUUGUUGUUCAAGAUUUUACAUUAACUCUUCAAGCCUGGUAUAGUUCUCUUGGAAGAUGGAAUUUGAUCAUCAUUUUAGUUUUUUUCUUUGUCGAGGAUGGUAAGAGGAAAGUUCUGUAUUAGGAUAUUAAAUUUUCUCUAUUCAUAUUUCUUUUCUUUUUGCUUUUUGGUAUGUUGAUGAAUUGAUAUCCAUAAUCUAUUGUCAUUACAUUUUAUCAA